This is a messenger RNA of Cryptomeria japonica (Japanese cedar), 491 nucleotides long. Its product is annotated as protein RALF-like 34. Bases 28 to 414 code for a protein of 128 amino acids. The record is from RefSeq and is a predicted model, not a curated record. The transcript has a single exon. NCBI's taxonomy places the organism in Eukaryota, Viridiplantae, Streptophyta, Pinopsida, Cupressales, Cupressaceae.
ACUUCCUGAAAAAUUGAAUUAGCUUCCAUGGGAACAGCGAAAUUAGUUUAUGUAGCCAUUCUGGCGAGUUUGUGCAUUCUUCCUAUUGUGUGUAAUAAGCUUGUAAGUGCAGAGCCAUGGAUGUACGAGGGCGGGCCUUCGUUUGGUCUUGAGAUCGAAUCCCAGGGAGGCCAAAACUGCGAUACAGAGAAGGAAGAGUGUGGGGUUAAUAUGGUUCAGGAGGAAUUUGUCAGGAAGAGGCAAAGGCCUGUGUAUAUUAGUUAUCGUGCUCUGGAAGCAAACAGAGUGAUGUGUCCUCCUCGCUCUGGAAGAUCGUACUAUACGCUUGGCUGUCAUCAUGAGAAAGGAAAAGCUGUGAAUCCAUACUACAGAGCAUGUUCUGUUAUCACUCGUUGCUAUCGAUCGACUCAAUGAAAUCUAUGUAUCUUCAUUUGUCAAACUGUAACAAUCUAAAAUAUUUGAUAGAAUAAGCUUUGUGAAUUUCUUAAGAA